AUGCCUCACAGUCAAGACAUUGGCCUGGAGCAACUCACAAAAUACUUUCACCUUCCUAUCAAUGCGGUCGCGAAGGAACUGGGGGUUUGUGCGACCGUGCUCAAGAAGAUAUGCAGAAAGAAUGGCAUCCCCAGGUGGCCUCACCGCAAGAUCAAAAGCUUGGACAAGAUGAUAGGGUCCUUGCAGGCGAUCUCACCAAAGAGUCCGGAAGAUGAAGAGCGGAUCAAGCAAGAGAUCGCCGCCCUUGUCAAUAAGAAGCGAUACCUCAUCACUAAUCCGAACUCGCUCGUCAAGAUCAAGAAGACGCACACCACGAGCACGAGCACCAAGGGGACAAAGAGGAAGAACGCCAAGCAGGAACUUCCCAGCGACGCGGCAAGCGAAGAGAGCGAGCUCUCGCCCGCUUUUCUUGAUGCCGACAUUCUCGACUGGGACGGCGUAUCCACCUGGCAAGCCCCUCCCUUCACAGACGCCGACCUGGCCAGCGUGCCCUACGACAGCCCGCUCGGACGGGCGCUUCUGAUGAGGCCGUACCCGCUCGAUCAGCUCCCCAGAAUCCUCUCCGCCGUCCAGCCUCCUCACACCUCCUCUUCCUCCUCUUCGUCUCGUCCGCACCCCCACCACAUGGCGAUGCCUGGUGGUGGCCCGGUCUCCUUCUCUCCCUUCUCUCCGCACACCAUGGGACCGAGAAUGUCGGCGUUCUCGGCCAAGCUGCCCGAUAUCGGCGUGGCAGAAUCUGCACCCGUCACCCUCGCCAGCGGGGGCGAGGAUGGCGCCGCCGGAAUGAGCCUGGCCGGCAAACUGGACGUGCUGGAGCCCAACGUGCUCCACCCGUCGGUCAACCCACUCCCCUUCACCACCCAAUACGGCAUCCACCCCAUCACGCAGACCCUCCACCAGCACGUCGCCGGCGGCAGCGAGUGGAGGGACACCCUGCCCCCGUGGUACUCGGACGAAUACUCCUCGCGCGCCAUCCUCGGCCUCCCGGCUGACUUUGGCACCACCGCCAUGGCCACCGCCGCCGCUGCUGCCGUCGUCCCGACGUCGGUGGUGCCCGCGGUGGACCACCUCGCCGUCGGCGACCUCCCCUCGUCGGAACAUCACCCAGACGACCCGGACGAGGCCAGCGGUGCCGCCAGCCAGGCCGAUGAUGCCACCACGGCCCAGAGCUUCCUCGUGGCCGGCAGCGAGGGCAGCGGCACCGACAUUGCCGACACAUCGAUCUUCGAUCAUCUCCUGUAG
Acanthamoeba castellanii str. Neff is the source of this 1242-nucleotide messenger RNA. Its product is annotated as RWPRK domain containing protein. Gene Ontology annotation, molecular function: DNA-binding transcription factor activity. The transcript is spliced from 6 exons. The record is from RefSeq and is a predicted model, not a curated record. The coding region runs from base 1 to 1242 and encodes 413 amino acids. Lineage: Eukaryota; Discosea; Longamoebia; Acanthamoebidae.